ACGGGGAGGGAGGGACGUGCGUGGGGUUGGGGUUUUGUUUGGGGAAGAUGUGUGUAGGAUGUUGUCCUAAAAUGCAUCUCCAUUUCCACUUUUAUCACAGAUUUGAUUAGCAAGUGCAGAAGAAAUAUCCUUGGGAAGAUUGAGGCAAAGCUUCCCUAGGGUUUUUCUUUCUGGCUUGAAAAUGCACCAGAAUCCUCUGACACUUCUGAAAUGUAGAGUAGAGGGAAACAUCCAGAACUAUGCCAGGAAGGAUCUGUGGACCCGUGGAAAUACAGAAGCCAUGGCUUUUUUGUGUAGAAUGCUGCGUUGACCUUAUAAGACUGUAAGGCUUGUCCUUAGAGCUUUGGUAGCAGUUCAGUCAGAUAACUGUGUCCAAAGUGGUUCUGAAAAUACUGUAUCAGCUAUAAACUAGCAUAAAAUAUCACUAAUCUACAGAAAUUCAGUAAUAUCUUUGGGAUGUGGUAGUACUGUAAGUUUGUGGGUAUUUUGCAGUUAAAAAUAUAUAUUAUUUUUUACUCUACCCAGCCAUUGCAACUCUCAGUGAAUUUCACUCUAAGGUCUUUUCAGAGCAUCUCGUAAUCAGUCAACAAAUCUAUUUCAAAUGCGGUUGUUACUAAGCAACGGUUGCUAAGAGCUUCUGUAAUUAAGAUGAAAGUUCCAAGGUAACAAUGCCCAAACACAGCACCAAUUUCACCGUUUUCUGAUAAUGCAGGAGUAGGAUGGAUACAAGUGAAAGAAGAUUCUAUUCUACUGUGAGCACGACAUCUGAAAUUUCUGAAUAGAUUGGCUGUCCUCUCGCUCAUAGGAGACAGAGUAUUUUUAUAAAUCAGACAGUCAUUUUUUUUCCUGGUGUGCCUGAAAUGUAUAUUCCAGACACGAACAGGCCUGGGAAGGCAGAAUGGUGAGCUGAGGAGGGCCUGAGGCCUCCCAGGGAGCUGACAAGGGAGGCCAGAAGGCUGUAAUGCCAGCCAUUGCUUGCCAGGUGGUUGGAGAGAGUCAGUCUCAGUCCCUGCACAUCGUCCAUCCAGGCAGCACCUGAACCUGAUCCAGGCAAUUGGGCCAAGUCCCUGAGGCUGUCUCUGGGACCAGAAGGUAUAACCAGAGGGAAGCAUGGAUUUAAAUUGCAGGGCAUAAAAGAAAAGUUCAACAUAUCUAAGAAGAAGCUGAAAAUGACUUUUUGCAAAUGCUUGAAGGACACUGCCUCAUACCAAACCAUACACAAUAAAAUGUUAAAAGAGCCUGAGUUUUGUUUCUGUCUGUGCCCUGUGGAGCACAUGUGACUUCAAAGGCAACUCUGUCGGGUGCAGGGAGGAAAGAACUCGCUUUUAUUUCCAGUUCUGGCACAGAUCCAUCAAACUAUUUUUGGUGGCUCAGAAACGAAACUUACAUUCCUUCUAAAUUCAUUUGCAUUUAGCACGUCCACCUUUGUGUUUCUACAGUGACAGCUUCUGCUUCUUCGUCCUGUGCUUUGCCCUUACAGUGAGGCUUCAUUUUGCAGAAAAAUGGUAAGAAUGAUGCUAGAUGAUUUCAAGGGAAGGCUCAAACAGCCCAGUUCAUUAAGCGCUCCCUUCCCUAACUUCCCCUUUCUUCCCACCAUAAUAAGUGUCUUCAGAGUUUAAAACAGUUGUUUGUAAGACUGUUUAAAAUAUGAAACAUCCUUUUACUAGGAGUCUUACUAAGGAGUUCCUGGUUUCAUUUCAAUGUGAUGGGACCCCUUGGUGCUGAGUGAGUGCAGCUUCAACCUGAUGCUUCGACCUAGAGCACGUGCACACUGGCUGUGUGUGUGUGUGUGUGUGUGAGCUUCUGUAGAUUCUGGGAUUCCAUUCAUCAUAAAAAUCGGAGAUGUCAGUGUGUCUUUCAGUGACACCAUCUGUCCUUUGCCAACACAGGGGUGUUCCUUGUGGCUUGUUUUUGAGAUAAGUUUCUUUGUGGCCUGUCUUUGUCCUGUCUUGUUCCAUGACUCCUCCACACUGCUGUUCGGUGGAGACUGAUUCAGGCUAUGCUGUUUUUAUUUCUUUUGGCCUGCUUAUUUCUGAUCAUUUUUGUUACUGUUUUCCAAACUCUAUGUUCCCUGCUCUGUUUGAAACUUUGAAUCCCAAUGUGGUUGGGUGGUGGAUUCUGCUUCACUUGUUAAAGAGUGAUCCUAAUGAGCUGGAAGUGGUUGGUUUUAUUGCCUGAAGGGUCUUUUGACAGCUCGGGGAGAAACUGCCACUCUAUAUGAACUUAUCACCCCUACUAGGGACAAAAGACCCAGGUCUGAUUAUUAUGGGUCAGUAAAUGAAGGAUACGAUAUCAUGAGCUUCAGUGUCUUUGCAUUAAUAACUCACAACUCAUGGAUCUUUUCCCUAAUCUUUGUUAGUGAUGUUGCUUUAAAUUAUAAAGAACAGCAAAAUAGUACUCGUAACAGUUAUAUCAAUAUGUGAAAAGCUUUACCCCCCACCCCCCUUCAUGUUUUAUCAAAAUAGGACCUUCCCUGAAGGGUUGGGUUAUGGGUACAGUGGAUUUAUAUUGGUCUAGUAUGCAAUAUUAUGGUCUAGAUGCAUUUAUCCAUGACCAAGUAUAUAAAGUAUAAUAUGAAACUCUACAAAUACCAAGAGGUAUUUAAAUCACUUGCAAAUAUUGUCUACUUUCUGUAUGCAUAAAAUUGCAUAGAUUGGUGCUAGUUAACACACACAUGUAUAUCACAUCACAGGUGGGGAUUUCCCUUGAAGAGCUUACUAGUAUAUUCUAGUAGAGGAAAAAUUUAAAAAAAGAACUUAUGUAAAAUAUUUACUAGAUAGCAUAAGAAAACUAAACCUAAAUAUUAAAUUGGUUGGAGAUGUACCAUAUAUUUCCAACCAAUUGAGGAUUAUAUAUAUAUGUGUGUAUAUAUCUGUAUCUGUAUAUGUGUUAGAGAUUUAUAUAUAUAUUGGUUGGAGGUUAUAUAGUUAUCAGAAUUCAGAGAUGGGUGACUAUAGACUAGAUGAAGUUAGAGAUGUCUAUUCAUAUUUGAAGGAGAAGGAAGAAUUUGGAUAAUUUGGGUGGGAGUGGGAUAGCAAGGAGGGGGGAACAGGAGAGUUCCAGGCAUGAGAAAUGACAUGAGUAAAUUAAAAAAGAGGGUGGUGAGGAUUCAUGGGAUGGCCAGGAGGACUUGAGCUCAGUCAGGGCUCUUGUGACACAGAAAAUUUAGUGAGCUUUUUACUAAUACUGUCAGUGUAUGAAUAAAGUUGAUGAUAAAGAACAUUAAGAAUAUGCAGUUUUCUCUAUAGAUAUGGAUCAAGUAGCAAUUAUCCUCAAAUGAUAUCAUUGCUAGUUUAAUUUAAGUAGUUUAGACUAUCUGCCAAAGUUGAAAGAAAAUUAUAAGAUUACAAGUACGUGUAUUCUCAAAUACAUUAUGGUGCCCCCAAAUGACACAAGGUACAAAUUUACCUUUGACUUUGCACAGCAAGAUUUAAAUACUGUAAGAUCUAGAGGACUGACUUUGCACAGCAAGAUCUAAAUACUGUAAGAUCUAGAAGAGUGAGGACCUUGCGUGCCUCCCAAGAGGUCCAUCUUAGCACAGUGCCUUGAACUUGGUGAAUUUUUAAUAGUUGCAUGAAUUUAAUAUAAAGACAACCUUCAGUGUUGACCUCAAAGAGAUACUAAAAAUGACACUCCAGGAUACCCACAGAAGGUGGUCUCAUUGUCCAGGGAAGGUGUUAAGCACUGAUAAAGUCCCAAUUGCAUCGAGUAUUUUCUAUGACCCCAGUAACCUAGGAGAAGGUAUGUAAACCUUGAUUCUUGAUCCUAUAGAACUUACUAGGAAGAUGAAAGUAUUCACUGAGGGAAAAUUAGAAAAUAAAGACAUAUAUAAGGCAGAAAUACUUGAAGGGAGUACAGGUGGGUGUCUUUGCUGUUGCUUUUUCUCUGAUUUAUCUUUUUGUUAGGAAAUUAAUCUGUUAUAUUUUCAAUUGUGAUCUCUACUGAUGACUCAAGUUAAUAUCUGUUCUGGAUUUCAUAUCCAGACCCUGAGCAGUUUCUAUCAUCUCAAACUUCAGGUCUCUAAAUCCAAACUCUGUCUUUCCUAAUCAGAUUAAAUCUCCUUUUCUUUUCUGUCUAGUAUAAUAAUAGCUGCACCCUUGUGCUAAUCACCUAGGCUCAAAUUCAUUGACUAUUUCUGCAUAUCCAUAUGUCCUUAUGUUUAUCAGUUUACAUGGCUGCUCUUUUCUGGAUUAUGAGUAGAUCAAGAGAAUAGAAAAUAGUUUUAAUCAUUGAUUUUGGCUUUCUCUAUGGUAUCUUGGAAGGCAUAAGGUUAAGCACCUAAAAAUGACAUCCAAAGAGUGGCACCAUUGGCAAGCUGUUCAUGGAUUACACCACGAUUGUUGAAUUAAACUAAAAUAUUCCUUUGACUUUAUUAGCCAGCAUUUUUGGUAGAAUGGAAAUAAGGGGUAAAGACUGAACCUUGGAAGCACUGGGUUUGGUGUUAUCUUGGAAGCACUGGGUUUGGUGUUACCAUGGCAUUAAAGGGAUCAAUCCCUAGACAAUUAGCCUAAAUUUAUAAAGUUACAUAGUUAUAAAGGAAUGGAGAGAAAUACCGUUUCCUUCUUUGAACUGAAGCAAUGUGAGAUAAAGAAUGAAAGGGUAUAAUUUUGGGGUGCUUGAUCUAUACCAUUAAAAAUAGUUUCAGAGCCAAACAUACUUUAGAAACGAUCUCUUGGGUUUUUCAGCGAGGUCCAAUUUUCUAAGUCUGAUGUUUUCAGAGAUCAUCCCUCUACUUUAGGGAGGAAGUUAGAGGUUAUUGUAUGAAGCUUGAAAAUGCAGUUCCUUUAGAUCCUGUGCCAGUAUCCCAUCAUCAUCUUGGAACAAAGAACAUGGUAAACAUCUACAGCACACACUGGGAUGGAAGAAUCCCUUUGAACCGGGUCUGCCAUAGAGAAAAUGUCUUCAUAGCGGCAAAUGCAAAACUGUGUGUAUCUAGCACCGACUUCAGACUUCACUGGGGUGUAUGCCCUUCCACUGCAGAGCUUAGUUCUCUCCAGGGAGCUUCUUUACUCUAACCCUCUCACAUAGAUGGUCCUGUGUGUUUUUUUGCUGUCAUAAAAUAGUUUUGAGGAGUGCCAAUUAAUAAACGUAGAAGGAUGAUGGGAGAGAAGAUUGCUAUUUUAUAACCACCAUAGUAAUUAAUAAGUGAUGUAGGUGAGAAGGAUUAGAAGAUACUAAAAUCAGUGAGUGAAAGAUUGUUGGGGAACAGAGUAUUCUUAGAGUGUCACCCCUUAAUCACAAAGAUAAAAGUCACCUUCACCAUGGAGAACACCUUAAACAAGUGAUUAAAUUGAAACAAUUAAACAUCACCAAUAGAGGAACAAAUGGGUGUCAUGUACCCUCUGAGUGCCCAUCUACUUAGACAGCAUUCCUGCCCACAAUGUGUCACCCAAAUUGAAUCAUGAAGAUAUAAUUGGAUACAUCCAAAAAUGAGACCUUAUACUCUUAAAAAUGUCAGUUAUUAUAGAUCAAAAAGCUGGGGGGAACUGUUUUUUUGUUUAAAAGAGAGUAAAGAGAUGUUACUUCUAAAUGUAGUGUGUGUUCCCAAUUUCAUCCUGGAUCAGGGAAACAGCUACAAGGACAUUGAUUGGAUCAUUUGAGGAAAUUUGCAAAUGGACUAUAUAAUAGAUAAUGACAUCAUGUCAAUGUUUAAUUUCUUGAGUGUGAUAUGUCAUAUGAGUGUGCAUAUGUCAGAGGAUGUUUUUGUUCUUAGGACAUUCAUUUUGAAGUAUUUAUGACCCAGUUACCAUGAUGCUUGCUACUAACUUUCAUAUCUAUAUACAUCUAAAUUAUAUA
Molecule: messenger RNA, 5796 nt
Organism: Microcebus murinus (gray mouse lemur)
Lineage: Eukaryota; Metazoa; Chordata; Mammalia; Primates; Cheirogaleidae
Source: RefSeq, a predicted model, not a curated record